Oreochromis niloticus (Nile tilapia) is the source of this 787-nucleotide messenger RNA. It is a transcript of the gene pole4, whose product is annotated as polymerase (DNA-directed), epsilon 4, accessory subunit. Gene Ontology annotation, molecular function: protein heterodimerization activity. Gene Ontology annotation, biological process: DNA-templated DNA replication. Bases 140 to 526 code for a protein of 128 amino acids. The transcript is spliced from 4 exons. Gene Ontology annotation, cellular component: nucleus; epsilon DNA polymerase complex. NCBI's taxonomy places the organism in Eukaryota, Metazoa, Chordata, Actinopteri, Cichliformes, Cichlidae. The record is from RefSeq and is a predicted model, not a curated record.
AAAGCCCGGAACCACAUGCUGGCGCGCGCCCGCUGCGGUUGUUGAUGUUAUUAUCUGUGACAUGUAGCUAUUAAACUGUAGUCGUUUCUACGUGUGUGUUUAUUUCUUAAGUCAUAGAAUUAGCGCAAAAUAUCAGAAAAUGGCAGCAACAGUGACGACGAGUCUUGUGACCGCAACGGAGCACGACCCUGACCGGUGUGAGAGUGAGGAGGAGACCCGCGGGGCCGAGGCGGAGGACAGCGGCCAGCAGCAGACGGGCCCAGUCACGGUGAGCCACAGCCGGCUGUCCAAACUCCCGCUGGCCCGCAUCAAGGCUCUGAUGAAGACCGACCCAGACGUGUCCCUCGCCAGCCAGGAGUCUGUGUUCAUCAUCGCUAAAGCCACGGAGUUGUUUGUUGAGAUGAUUGCCAAAGAUGCUCUAGUGUAUGCACAGCAAGGGAAGAGGAAAACUUUGCAAAGAAAAGACUUGGACAAUGCAAUAGAAGCCAUAGAUGAGUUUGCAUUUCUCGAAGGCACACUGGAUUAAAGACUGCUUCAGGAGACUGGUCAAAACUGUUUGCAACCAUCCAAGUUUUUAUUACAGGGUCAUAAUUCACUGUUGGAAACUUUCUGCUACUUUUCUAAGUCAAAAUCUGAAAUUCAACAUUUAUUAAUGCUUUUAUACGAUGGUUCCUCAAGAUUUUUCAUGCUUAACUUUGAAGACUUGUGAUGGAAAUGUGUACUUUUUUUUGUAUAUACUUGUGAAAUACUAUUAGCUGUACAAGAAAUAAAAGUAUGUCAAACAACA